Messenger RNA from Trachemys scripta elegans, 1545 nucleotides. NCBI's taxonomy places the organism in Eukaryota, Metazoa, Chordata, Testudines, Emydidae. The record is from the annotation of a RefSeq genome assembly.
GUGAUUUUAACCCGCUGAUUUUUCUCUACUAAUCAUAAAGACAUUGGCACUUUAUACUUAAUUUUUGGGGCCUGGGCAGGAAUAGUAGGCACAGCAUUAAGUUUAUUGAUCCGCGCAGAAUUAAGCCAACCUGGGGCCCUUUUAGGGGAUGACCAAAUCUACAAUGUUGUCGUCACAGCCCAUGCUUUCAUUAUAAUUUUCUUCAUAGUUAUACCAAUUAUAAUUGGCGGGUUUGGGAACUGACUCGUGCCAUUAAUAAUUGGAGCGCCAGACAUGGCAUUUCCACGUAUAAACAAUAUAAGUUUUUGGCUUUUACCCCCUUCAUUAUUAUUACUCCUAGCAUCAUCAGGAAUUGAAGCAGGCACAGGCACAGGCUGAACUGUAUACCCCCCAUUAGCCGGAAAUUUAGCCCACGCCGGUGCCUCUGUAGACCUGACUAUCUUUUCUCUUCAUUUAGCAGGAGUAUCUUCAAUUCUAGGAGCUAUUAACUUCAUUACCACAGCAAUUAACAUAAAAUCCCCAGCCAUGUCACAAUACCAAACACCCCUAUUUGUGUGAUCAGUACUUAUUACAGCUGUCCUAUUAUUACUAUCGCUACCAGUCCUAGCUGCAGGCAUCACUAUACUAUUAACAGACCGAAACCUAAAUACAACUUUCUUUGACCCUUCAGGAGGGGGAGACCCAAUCUUAUACCAACACUUAUUCUGAUUCUUUGGCCAUCCUGAAGUAUAUAUCCUAAUCCUACCAGGAUUUGGCAUAAUCUCCCAUGUAGUCACCUAUUACGCUGGCAAAAAAGAACCCUUUGGCUAUAUAGGAAUAGUUUGAGCGAUAAUAUCUAUUGGAUUUUUAGGCUUCAUCGUGUGAGCCCACCACAUAUUUACCGUUGGGAUAGACGUAGACACCCGAGCCUAUUUUACAUCUGCAACAAUAAUUAUCGCUAUUCCAACAGGAGUAAAAGUAUUCAGCUGAUUAGCUACCCUGCACGGCGGAAUAGUCAAAUGAGAUGCCCCUAUACUAUGAGCCCUUGGUUUCAUCUUCCUCUUUACUAUCGGAGGGCUAACAGGCAUCGUACUAGCCAACUCAUCCUUAGACAUUGUACUACAUGAUACUUAUUAUGUAGUGGCACAUUUCCACUAUGUCCUAUCAAUAGGGGCUGUAUUCGCUAUUAUAGCAGGAUUUACCCACUGAUUCCCACUUUUCACAGGAUACUCACUGCACCAAACUUGAACAAAAGUACACUUUGGGGUAAUAUUUGCAGGAGUAAACAUAACCUUUUUCCCCCAACAUUUCCUAGGCCUUGCUGGAAUGCCACGACGUUACUCCGACUAUCCAGACGCAUACACUCUAUGAAAUUCUAUUUCAUCAAUCGGAUCCUUAAUUUCCCUAGUAGCAGUAAUUAUAAUAAUAUAUAUUAUCUGAGAAGCAUUCUCCUCAAAGCGAAAAGUUAUAAAAGCUGAACUCACAACCACCAAUGUAGAGUGACUUCAUGGCUGUCCACCUCCCUACCAUACCUAUGAGGAGCCAGCCCAUGUACUAAACCCAAGA